UCCACAACGGCUAAAGAGUCAGAGAGACAAAACCAUUCAUUUUAAAAUUCCGUCUCGGGCAAAGGACCACCACCAUCUCUUCCCUUCUUCCUCUUCUUAUUCUUCUCUGAUAACCCUUCAAAACCCCUCAAAAUCUUUGUCUUUCCGCCUAUAAUUUCACUCAACAUUCUCUUUCCUUUUCUGUAAUUUGAUUUACCCACUUCAGAUUUUCCAUCUCGCAAUCAAAUUUAUCAAUUUCCGCAGGAAUUUCUGUAAUGGGUACUUGUUUUAGCAAGAAGAAAACCUCUCCUCCGCAUCCGCCGCCGCCUCCUUCUGCUCCGCCCGCUACUGGUUACGGUUACGGUUACGGGGUGGUUGAUUCGAGCAUCGAGAGCAAGCCCAAAUCUGAAACCCAAGCAGCGGAGCUUAAAACGAAGGUGAAGAAGCAGCCAGGAGGAAAACCAGAACAAAUUGCCCAACAAGGAGACAAUCAAGAUCAAGAACCCCAAGUCCAAGUGAAAAAGGAGGUAUUUGUCAUCAAACACCGAAGGAGCCACGACGAAAGAGGGGACAGAGAUUGCAAGAAAACCCCACUUCCCCAAAACCAAAUCCAACCGAAUUCACCACCGUCAGACGCGGCGGUUGUUUUUGCUGCUGCCACCGCUUCUUCCCCGCAGAUUGGUACUGCCGCCAAGACGGGUGCUUGCAGCGAAUCCGCAGAUGACGUCGACAAGGUUGGGAAGCGUGUGAGGACGCUGAGCUGCAACAAGGAGGAAUUGGACGCCAUUCUCAUACAGUGUGGGAGGCUCAGCCGGAGCAAUUCUUCCGGGUCUGCGAAUAGAACCAGAAAGUACUCCGGUUCGAAGAGGAGCUAUGAUUUCGAUGCGAGUGAUGGUCAUGCCAAUGUCAGUGAUAUUUGCAAUGAUGCUGAUGGUGAGGGUGAGGGGGUUGCAGAAGAGAGAACCCACCGCCAAUCCUCGAGGUCAAGGCCUUCUUCUCCUUCUUCUCACGGGAGGAGGAGAAGGAGGACACCCAGCAGAGAAAGAAAUCAGCAGCAACAGCAGCAAAGGUCGAGCAGUAGGGAGAGACGAACUAGUAUUUCACCGGGCAAACGCUCAUCUUCUAAUGCUAAUUCUGCUGCAACAGCCACUUCAACUGCCAAUGCGAAUCCGAGGCCAGGAAAGAUGGUUUCCGUCCCUGCAGCUGCCAUUAACAAUGGAGGGGAAUCCGCAACUAACAUCAAGCGAAUUUCGGUGAAGAGAAAUGUUGGAUCGCCUCGUGCUCAGUCCCCAGCUAGAGCUCAGUCCCCAGCCAGAGUUAAUGGUAGAGCUCCCAAUGAUGGCCAGCAGCAGCCUUCACUAAGCCGAAGCUCGUCAAGAAAAGCGGAGCACUCGCCCUACAGAAGGAACCCGUUGGCUGAGAUCGAUCAGAACUCCCUUGCCUAUCCACAAGUCAAUAACAACAACCGAAAGAAAAGAGAAAUCCAGGCUGAAGAGGAGAUUGUUGUCAAGGAACACACCCAUCUUCAGAAACCGACUCUAGAAACCAACAGUAACAGAAUUGUUGCCCAGGGUAUAAACUACAUAACCAGCAACAGUCCAAUGGACAACAAGAACAAGGUGCUAGUGGAGGAGGCUAAGGGACAGCCACAAGGGAAACCCCAAACAUUAACAAGAAGCAGGUCGUCUAGGCGAUCCAGAGACCUAGACAUUGAUCCUGAAACAAACAGCCUUUCGCAUCCUGUGCAGUCUUUGUAUACUUCACUAUUGCUCCAAGACAUACAGAAUUUCCACCAGCAGAACACGUCGAAUGCAGUAUCACUCCCUCCAUGUGUAUCCAAGGCCUGCUCCAUCGCAGAAGCAGUUGCCGACCUCAACUCUACCACGAAAAGCACCCCAACUGAUCAAUUGAACAAAAAAGUUGGUCCUGGCUAUAAUGCUUCAAUUGUUGGGAAGAGCAUAGCAGAUGAGCGAAAGGAUCCUUUGGUGGAGUCUGAGGUAGUUGCCAAUGAUGAUCUGAUGGAGCCAAGCUUCCAUAAGUAUGUGACUGUGAGAAGGGGUACUGGUGCACUGGAAGAUAUGGAGGACCAGGAGUCUUCUGGCAGCAACAGCUUUGUGAGCGGUAGUUCUCGUUCGCAACAACAUAAUUGGGGCUUCUCUUCUUCAUGGGAACCCAAUUCAGCUGACUCCACUGAUUGCUGGGCUUCAAGAUCCAGCACCAAAGAGGAGGAUCACAAAACUCCGCUGAGUUUUGAGAAGGAUGAAGCUGCCAAGAGGAGAUUGACUGGCCACCACCACCAGCGCAGUGGUGGGAUUGGGCGUGGGAGGCUUGCUACCAUCAACGCCAAAGGGCUUCCUAGACUUCCAGGUAUUGCUGCUGCAGCUUCAAUGUAGAUGUAGUGAAGGGCUUUUUCACUAAUUCAUUCAGAUUUGUACCUUUUGCUUUCAGCAACUCCCCCUCUAGUGUAGACUACAUUUGUGUUGGCAGUUGCAUACUUGCAACAUUUUCCAUUUGAAGCGCUUAUUAAAUUCUUCUUCUUUUUUGCGUAAAUGCUUUCUGUUAACUGUCACGCUAUAGUUUAUAAUUCGAGCAGUCACACGAGUCUUCACUCUUAGCAAUCAGACAAUACAAUGAAGCAUGAGAUUGGAAGGUAUGCA
This is a messenger RNA of Malus domestica (apple), 2636 nucleotides long. RefSeq lists its product as uncharacterized. Lineage: Eukaryota; Viridiplantae; Streptophyta; Magnoliopsida; Rosales; Rosaceae. The record is from RefSeq and is a predicted model, not a curated record.